Messenger RNA from Brienomyrus brachyistius, 2334 nucleotides. RefSeq names its product FERM domain-containing protein 5. Gene Ontology annotation, cellular component: cytoskeleton. NCBI's taxonomy places the organism in Eukaryota, Metazoa, Chordata, Actinopteri, Osteoglossiformes, Mormyridae. Bases 255 to 2009 code for a protein of 584 amino acids. The record is from RefSeq and is a predicted model, not a curated record. The transcript has 14 exons.
GAAUGGUGAAAGGUGCCGUGCAGCUACGAUAUAGUGGCCAGCCUUGGGAUGGGGGGCAUGACAGGCUUGUGAUACAGAACAGUCACCUAGAAAGCAGCAUGUCCGCAUCCACCUGGUAGCGAUGCUCAAACCUUGCGCCUCAGUCCCCCUUCAGCCCGGUGGCCGAAGAAGCUGAUCAAUGUGACAUUACUUUCUAUGGUGUGCUCGGCUUAUUGUUCUGGUCCCAGACGCAGACCCAGCAAUCGUGUGAGAAGAUGUUGAGUCGUCUGAUGAGCGGCAGCAUCAGGAACCUGGAAAGAGAAUGCAACUGCACCGUGAGGCUUCUGGACGAUACGGAAUAUACCUGCACGAUCCAGCGAGAUGCUAAAGGCCAGUACCUGUUUGACCUCAUCUGUCACCACUUGAACCUCCUGGAAAAGGACUACUUCGGCAUCAGAUAUGUGGACCCUGACAAGCAGAGGCACUGGUUGGAGUUCACCAAGUCCAUCGCCAAACAAAUGAAGUCCCAGCCCCCGUUCACCAUGUGUUUGCGUGUCAAGUUCUACCCACCGGAUCCUGCUGCCCUGAAAGAGGAAAUCACAAGGUAUCUCGUCUUCCUGCAGAUCAAGAGGGAUCUGUACCACGGCCGCCUCCUGUGCAAGACGUCAGACGCCGCCAUGCUGGCCGCACACAUUCUGCAAGCUGAGAUCGGAGACUAUGACCCCGGGAAGCACCCGGAAGGAUACAGUUCCAAGUUCCAGUUCUUCCCCAAGCACUCGGAGAAGCUGGAGCGGCGAAUUGCCGAAAUCCACAAGACGGAGUUGAUUGGGCAGACACCCGAAACAUCAGAGCGGAAUUUCCUGCAGAAGGCGCAGAUGCUGGAGACCUAUGGAGUGGAUCCUCACCCAUGCAAGGAUGUGUCUGGAAACCCUGCCUUCCUGGCUUUCACUCCUUUUGGGUUUGUGGUGCUUCAGGGGAACAAGAGAGUGCAUUUCCUCAAGUGGAAUGAGGUGACCAAACUAAAGUUUGAAGGAAAGACAUUCCAUAUAUAUGCAAAUCAGAAGGAGGCAGAAUCACCCCUCACCCAGCUCUCCUGUGGGCAGGAUAAAAAGAUCAUCUUGACCUACUUUGCUCCCACGCCAGAGGCCUGCAAGCACUUGUGGAAGUGCGGGGUGGAGAAUCAAGCCUUCUACAAGUUGGAGAAGUCAAGCCAAGUGCGGACUGUCUCCAGCAGUAACCUUUUCUUUAAGGGGAGUCGAUUCCGAUACAGUGGGAGGGUCGCAAAAGAGGUGAUGGAGCAGAGUGCCAAAAUCAAGCGGGACCCUCCGGAGAUCCACAGAGCCGGCCUGGUGCCCAGUCGCAGCUGUCCGUCCAUCACCCAUGGGCCGCGGCUCAGCAGUGUGCCCAGAACACGCCGGAGAGCCGUGCACAUCUCCAUCAUGGAGGGUCUGGAGUCCCUGCGGGACAGCGCCCACUCCACGCCGGUGCGCUCGGUGUCACACGGCGACUCCUUUGUGUCGCGGAUGCGUGGGAUAUCAAUGGAUGGAGGCGACGGGUCUGCGGUCAUCGCCGACGAUUCCUACAGCCCCUCCGACAGCGUGCUGCCCACACCGACUGCGGAACACGGCCUGGAACUGGCCCCGUCACGCCAGAUCAACGGCGCCCCCUGCAGCAUCGAGGAGGAGAAGGAGUCGGAGGCAGGCACCCCCUCUGUGGGGGACAUGUCUGAGCUCGGACCAGAUGGUAGAGUUUUAAACCCCUGGGCGAGCAAGGCUCCCUCCAUAGGCGAGACGGAACAGGUGAAUAAGUUUGUUUUAAGUGUCCUCCGCCUGCUGCUCGUGACUGUUGGACUCCUUUUUGUCUUGCUCCUCCUCCUCAUCAUCCUCACUGAGUCCGACCUCGACGUGGCGUUUCUGCGCGAUAUCCGACAGACGCCCGAGUUUGAGCAAUUCCAUUACGAAUACUUUUGUCCCCUCAGGCGAUGGUUUGCCUGCAAGCUCCGAUGGCUGGGUGGGCCGCUCGUUAAAUGAGUGCGAGGGAGGGGGACAUGCAAGCCCCCCCCCCCCAGCCUGGCCCACGAGGGGACUUUGGGAAGACGGUAUGUCAAGCGAGCAAAGGAGAGCAGCCUCAUCCUGGCACUGAACCCAGCUUCUCUCAUGAAACACCUACAGACUCUCGCCAUGGAUCCUCUCAAAAGACUCCGCCCUUCCUGCUAUUUGCUUUCUAUUUAUUUUGAGCUUUUUUUAAUUUUUUAUCUUUUGACUUUUUUUGUAUAAUGCCAGAGAACUUUUUUUUUUAAUUUUCCUCUCCGGAAUUUCAGGUCAUUUCAGAUUUCAGGUAUUUUAUUUUUUACAA